UAAAAGACAAGAAUUUUUUUACACUUUAGCAACAAUUAUUUGUUUUUAAACGAUUUUAACCAAAUAAAGGCUUGAAAAUGAACAAUCUGGAUAGUUCAUUGCAGGCGCACAAUAAAUUGGAAAAGGAAGCGACCAAUUUGGCUUUGCUGAAAGACCGAGUGGAUAAAUAUCAUGAUCUCUCCACCCAAAUGUCAAGUAUACUUACAAUCUUUGAGAAGCGUUUGGGAAACCUGGAACAGACCAUAUUACCCGUUUACCAGGAGACGGAGCAGCUUCAGAAAAGGCAGCAGAAUCUGGAGGCCACUCUGAAUUGCCUGGAAAGUGUCCUCUCCCACUACGAUGUCUCCCAGGAGGUGUGCCAGCUGAUCCACCAGGGUCCGGUGGAGGGAAACAUCUCCGUGUUCCUGGACGCACUGGCCAAACUUCGCGAUGCCAAUGAUUACUUCCGGCACAACAAUUCGCAGAGUGUGGAGCUGGAAAAUGUCACCAGUUUGUUUAACACCGGAUGCGAGGGUCUCAAUCAGCACUACAGCAUGCUCUUGAAGAAGCACAGCGCUCCGUUGAAGCCCGUGGAGCUGUUGGAUCUCAUCUACAUAGAGGACGACUCCAGCGAUGAGUACACCUCUUUCCGGCAGCUGUCGCAAACCACUCGCGAGGAGCUGUACACCAUCUCCCACUGGCUGGAGCAAAAUCUGAGGGAGUACACCCACAUCUACGCCACGGAACGGGGCGAUGUGGUCCUCCGAUCGCUGCAGCUGCUCAAGGAUCACCAGAAGAGCAACAGCUGGGGACACGAGGCGCUGAGACCUCGGCACAAUGGACGCCAAACGGAAACCAAAAAGACUACCUCAGCCCGCCUGCAGCAAAUUUUCGAAAAGAAGGCCAAUAAGUUAUAUCUGCGUGCGACCCAGACCAUAGAGCAGUCCACCGGCUUCUCCAUUAAGAAGGCAUCGUCUCACAGCGAUCACCUGACGUCCGAGGAUCUGCUGGAUGGAGAUCAGGAGCUGGACAAGUACUUGGUAAUGCUACUGGGUCUGCAGCGCCUGCUCAACUGGGAGCGAGCCAUUAUGCACGACAUUAUUCCCACGUCGAAACACAACGAAGUAUUCGCCCGAUUGGCUUACAAUGCCAUCGAUUUGGUGGUCAAGGACGCCGAGUCCAUCACUCAACGCAUCUUGCGCUGCAUCUCACGCAAGGAGUGGACCUCGGCGUUGGGUAUAUUCUCCGCCCUGAAACGGGUGAUCCUGCUCCAGCCGGAUAUCGAACGCACCUAUGAUCCGGCACAAAGGGAACAGCUAACGAAGGUGCUGAACAAAUUGCAACACACUGGAGCCAAGGCAUUGGAGCACUUUCUGGACGUGGUCAAAGGGGAAUCGAGCACCAACAUUGUGGGCCAGAGCAAUGUUCCCAAAGAUGCCACCGUUCACGAGCUGACCUCCAAUACGAUCUGGUUUAUUGAGCACUUGUACGAGCACUUUGAUGUUAUCGGUUCCAUUUUGGCCCAGGAUGUCCUGUACUCCACGCAAUUGGACACCAUUUUGAUGAAGAAGGCGCUGCCAGGCGAUGAACGAAACAAGGCACUUCUAGCUAUUUACAUAAGUAAGAUUGAAGAGUUUCUUAAGCUCCUUUCUAAAUACCCUUCAUUUUUUUUUCCAGAGAAAGCUUUGGCUGAGCUGAACCUUUCCAUUAUGAACAAGUGCGAGCAAUAUAAUGACCAGGCCACCAAGCAUCUCUUCCGCCUCAACAACAUCCACUAUAUCCUCAAGUCGCUGCAGCGCUCCAAUCUGAUUGAUUUGGUCACCCUGGCAGAGCCGGAAUGCGAACACAGCUACAUGGAGAUGAUACGCGAACUGAAGGCCAGCUAUCAGAAGACCUGGUCCAAAAUGCUGGUGGGCAUCUACUCCUUGGAUGAACUGCCCAAGCCAGUGGCCGGCAAGGUCAAGGAUAAGGACCGCAGUGUUCUCAAGGAGAGAUUUUCUAACUUCAACAAGGACUUUGAGGAGGCCUGUAAAAUACAGCGAGGCAUCUCAAUACCCGAUGUCAUUCUGCGAGAAGGCAUCAAACGUGAUAAUGUGGAGCACAUUUUACCCAAAUACAAUAGAUUCUACGAAAUUUACUCUGGCGUGCACUUUAGCAAAAAUCCCGAUAAAUACGUCAAGUACAGACAGCAUGAGAUCAACGCUAUGCUAAGCAAGCUCUUCGAUGAUUCGGCCUAGACCUAAUUUUCCA
Drosophila takahashii is the source of this 2229-nucleotide messenger RNA. NCBI's taxonomy places the organism in Eukaryota, Metazoa, Arthropoda, Insecta, Diptera, Drosophilidae. The record is from RefSeq and is a predicted model, not a curated record.